GCCAGAUCCAAAAUCUUCAAAGACUUAUAUACCUCCAUGCCCGGUUCUUUCGCAUUCAAUCAUUCACGCAAUCCCUCAACGACGAUUCUACUAUUUCAGCUGCGUGGGAUACCAUUCUAUAAUGUCUGGAAGCAAGUCGCUGGGAACGUUGAGGUGGCUCACGCGUAGCUACAAUGGGUUCGCCAGCAGCUUCGUAGCGCCAACUCAGUGCGUCCCCAAAAAUACAUCACGGUCUAUGACUACAGAAACGGAGAUUCCAAGCGUUUCUCCCUUGACUGCGUUCGCAGAUGCGCAUGUUGCCGGCCAACCUCCGAAUCCCGAUGACAUUCCAAAACCUGUAUGGAAUCCCGCGCCUGCGGUUGCGACCCUUUACGACUUUCCGACUAUGGAACCCCUUAAAUUUCUUGAAUACAGCCAUAAGCACCUUCUUCUACCAUUGCGGCGGGACAUAUUACAUCGAGCGGUUGUGUACGAGGGCGACAAGACUCGACAGGGGACGGCCAGUACAAAGUGGAGAGACGACAUCCGCGGUAGUGGACGGAAAAUCCGACCACAGAAGGGCACCGGAAGAGCGCGACUGGGAGAUAAAAAGUCACCAAUGUUGAGAGGUGGUGGGGUUGCCCAUGGUCCCCAUCCUCGGGACUUCUCAACGGGCUUGCCCAAGAAAGUCUACGACCUGGCAUGGCGGACAGCUCUGAGUUACCGGUAUCGACGAGGGCAGCUUAUUAUCGUUAAUGAUAAUAUCACUUUUCCACGAGAAGUCAGCCCAUACUGGCUCACCGAUGUUUUCGAGAAAAACCAAUGGGGCAAGGGGUUUGGACGGUCGUUGAUGAUUACAGAAGUGAAGAAGGAAAGACUGUUUAGGGCUGUGGCACAAAUUGGGCAGCAUGCGCGAGUAUUGGACCGAGAAGACGUGGAUGUGAAAGACCUCCUUGAAACGGGGCGGUUAAUCGUUGAGAAAACGGCACUGGAUAGAAUGUUAUUCCGUCAUUCUAGUGACCUGAGGUCUAAGCCUGCACGGGCAUGAUGAUAUACUGGAGAUUAAACAUAUCUGAUUGUAAGAUAGUUCGGCGACUGGGUGUCUUUUCUACUAUUUGAUUGUGGCUUUGCGUUACUUUUUAAAUUUAGUCGUAAGAAAUGGUCGGGAUACUUAGCCUUAGAUUCGCUCCCCAGAGAGUACGCUUUAAAGCCUUCUUCCACCUCCAAAUGUGUAUUUUAAGUGAAUUCGUAAUGAUACCUUUGACAUCAUCCACUUAUUUAGCUGAAUGAAUCCAGCAACAUUAUAUAGAUGCUGUUGUAAUCGCUGGCCGAGAAAGACCCCCGUCGCCGAUGUCAACCGAAGCGGAGAAUGGUG
Molecule: messenger RNA, 1354 nt
Organism: Blastomyces dermatitidis ER-3
Lineage: Eukaryota; Fungi; Ascomycota; Eurotiomycetes; Onygenales; Ajellomycetaceae
Product: 50S ribosomal protein L4
Exons: 2
Coding region: 122-1027 (301 amino acids)
Biological process (GO): translation
Cellular component (GO): ribosome
Molecular function (GO): structural constituent of ribosome
Source: RefSeq, a predicted model, not a curated record